Molecule: messenger RNA, 1191 nt
Organism: Ostrea edulis (European flat oyster)
Lineage: Eukaryota; Metazoa; Mollusca; Bivalvia; Ostreida; Ostreidae
Product: parapinopsin-like
Exons: 3
Coding region: 1-1191 (396 amino acids)
Biological process (GO): G protein-coupled receptor signaling pathway
Cellular component (GO): membrane
Molecular function (GO): G protein-coupled receptor activity
Source: RefSeq, a predicted model, not a curated record
AUGAAUUCCUCCAAUGACUCUGUUGAAGAAGUCUAUGUAGCACCGAGAUAUCUGAUCCCCAUUCCUCAGUACUACGUGAUAGGGACGGGCCUGCUCUUCGUCGUGACGUUCGGACCUUUCAUGAACAUGACAAGUUUAGUGGUUUUCGCGAAAAACAAACAGUUACAAACUCCAACAAACAUAUUUGUGAUUUCUCUUUUGGUUGGGGAUUUGGGAAUGAGCGGUGCCGCUUUCAUUUCGAUGACGGCCAAUUUCAACCGUCAUUACUUCUGGGGAGACGGUGUGUGUACUUUUGAAGGUUUUUGGUUGUACUUGAUGGGGCUGACAAAUUUGUACACGCACGCUGGUAUUGCUUAUGAUAGGUACAUCGUGAUUGCCAAACCUCUGCAUUCCAAAAAUAUCACAACCCGGGUGGCUGUGGCCGUGGUACUGGUGAUCUGGUUCCAGGGUUUCUGUUGGGCUUCUUUUCCACAUUUCGGAUGGGGAAAAUACACGUAUGAGCCUGCUAGGACAUCGUGUGCCGUGGAAUGGGACUCGAAUGAGCUGAACUCGGCCAGCUAUAACGUCGCCAUUACAGUGUGGAGUUUAUUCCUACCUAUUGUCGUGAUCAUCUUCUCAUAUUACAAAGUCAUGAUGACGAUACGAAACAUUACCAGAAAUAAUGUCUGGGACAUGGGCAGCAGAAUUGCUCGGAAAAAUCUCCGGAUUGAAAAGAAGAUGUUUAAAACAAUGGCGCUUAUGUUCGCGUCGUACACGUGGUCUUGGACUCCUUACACGGUGGUUAGUGUUUGGGCCAUCAUCGGAAAGGCUAGUGACAUCCCUGUCUACAUUAUAACCAUUCCCGCCGUGGUAGCAAAGAGCGCGUGUAUCUGGGACCCCAUCAUUUAUCUCUGGACAAACAGACAGUUCCGAGGAGCUUUCUAUAACACCAUACCAUGCAAGUCGUUUGGGAAAAUGAUGAUCAAACGAGAGGAAAUGAGAAAUAGAGAAAAGGAAGACUCACAAGACGAAGAUCCGGAAAGGCGUCAUAAAACUGCUCCGCGACUGUCUCUGCAGAAAACGGUUGUGGUGCCGAUUGACACUAACGAGGAAGACGGUGCACAGCAGAGGGGUGCUCCGGGAGGAUCAAGUCAAAUUCAAGUUCCCUCUCUCGUCCUAUCAGGACCCUCCCAACCUGGCGCCAUGGCGUAA